Molecule: messenger RNA, 6790 nt
Organism: [Torrubiella] hemipterigena
Lineage: Eukaryota; Fungi; Ascomycota; Sordariomycetes; Hypocreales; Clavicipitaceae
Source: the annotation of a GenBank genome assembly
GCGUCGUCUCAGUUGCCACAUCGAGUAUGGCUUCGGGUAUAGCCGCCUGGGGGCCAACAUCCUUCGCUUAUUAUUCCCUGCUUCCCCGGGAUUUAACUUGCCAUGCGAAUCCAUAUAAGGUUUUUGGCGCCAUGUGUCGCAGGCUGACGUGUCAUGCAUAUUCGGCAUAUACCCCAUGCGACAGUUUGUCGACGGCAGAAUAACCUGCAUAAAAGAGCAGAGGCUACAAUACUGAGCGACCCCGAGUUAGAGGAUUGUAGACUGACGUGUCACCCGCUCUACUGCAUUUAGUUCUCAGCCUCGCUGAACUAGUAAAGUAAACCUGCCAAAAUUGGGUUAAGUUUUGCUGUACACUGCAAUGUAACAUCGCUAGUGGAGCGCCUCUGCGUACAGUGACAAUGCAUACAGUAACUGCAUCAAAAACGGUUUCUAUGGUCAUGGCAGAAAUGCGAUUCCGGUAUCCAACGAGUCCCCGAAUCAGAACUUCUCGGGUUUUGCCAAUUGGGUCCGGAAGUAUGAUGAAGUGUCUGGUGAAUUACGCCCGGAGUUUGUUCUUGCACUGCUUGACUUUAGGAGACCUUUCUCAACCCAAUUGGUAUUCUAAGCAUAUACAUCAAGCAUCUUUCUACUGUUUCUUGUUUACUCUACGAUGAGAAUGUCGUCUUCGGUGGCUUUUUCACUGCCUGGCUGCACCGCAUUUGAUCAAUUCUGCUCAACCAACAAGGUUUCUCGAGCGGCUGUGAUAAAGCUUGCCUUUGCGGUGGUGCUUUAUCAGUAUUUUGAUGUUGCUAGCUUUACAUGCUCUGAGACUCUUGCUCAAGGCAAUAAUGAUGUUGUGUGUGGCUCAAUAGCCCACACUCGCCGGAUUCGGUACAUCUCUGAGCUGGCAUCUACCACCACUCUCCAAGCUGCGCUGAGUCUUGGAGAUCGAAAUGAUGCAUCGUCACUUAUUGCUGAGCAACAAACUACCGCAGUAGUGAAUGGUGACAAGAAGCUAGCCAGCGGAAUUGAAGCAUGCCUCGUUUACGUACAAACAGCUGCUGCUACUCCUAAUGCUUCUGCCCAUGACAACGACGUAUACCUCGUUGUGGCUACCGCAGAUGAUGCAUCACUAUCAGCAACCCUGAUGUACAGGACGGAUACCGUGUCCGAGUUUGUAGCAACGGGCUUCACGGACGCUUUUGCGGCGGCAAUUGAAUUCAUUUCCUCAGCCCCAAUCAGCAUCACCAUUGCAAACUUGGAUAUCUGCGGAAAGUCCAGUCAGGCGGCUAUUGCCAAAUGGAACCAACAUUCCACAAGUAUCCCCAACCAACUAUUGCACAAGUUGGUAGGAGAAGGCUUCGUCCACAAGCCAGAUGCAAUAGCAAUUGUAUCCUGGGAUGGGCAAAUGUCCUAUUCGGAGUUGGAUCAGAAAUCCUCCAACCUCGCCGCUUACCUGAUGGACACCUACGACCUAGGGCCCGGUAAGAAAGUCGCGCUAUGCUUUGAAAAGUGCACAUGGGCGGUCGUUUCGAUGCUUGCAGUCCUCAAAGCCGGUGCGGCCUAUUGUUGUCUUGACCCGAGCCACCCACGAGCCCGCCACGACUUCAUCAUCAAACAACUCGACGCAGCGCUGGUCCUUGCCUCUACGCAGUACAAGGACCGGCUUGAUGGGCACAAGGUUUUGGUUCCGACUCUGGAGCUUGCUCGUCAGCAGCGCGUCUAUCAACCACCAAACGUCCAGCCGAACGAUCCUUGUAUGGUAGCCUUUACUUCUGGCAGCACCGGAAACCCCAAAGGCAUCGUCCAUACGCACGAUUCUCUUGUCACCGGGAUUAUAUCCAAUGCUCCACGCCAAUACCUCGAUAAAGAGGGUGUUUCCACAUACCAAUGGUCGAGUUUCACAUUUGACGUGAGCAUGACAGAGAUCUAUGCGCCGCUCAUCUAUGGUGGUCGCAUAUGCAUUCCGUCCGAUGAGGAACGCCUGAACAGGGUGGAGGAAAGCAUGAAUCGAAUGGAAGUUAACUGGGCGUACUUUACGCCUUCUUUUGCACGCUUCUUCGCGCCAUACAACGUGCCUAGCUUGCAGACUUUGCUGAUGGGGGGCGAGGUCGUUACGUGCGACGAUAUCAACGCCUGGAUAGACCGCGUCAAGGUCAUUCAUUCAUAUGGCCCAGCUGAGUCUGCGACGUUCUUCUUGGCCGACUUUGACGGUCCUUGUCCAAAGACUGUUCCGAUUGGACAUGCCCCGAACACGUAUGCGUGGAUAGUCAACCCAGAGAACCCAGAGCUACUUUCACCAUUGGGCGCAAUCGGCGAGAUGCUGUAUGAGAGUCCUGGUCUUUUGAAGGAAUAUCUUGGAGAUGCUGCCAAGACGGAGGCAACCUUGAUCGACGCGCCGUUGUGGCGGCGGAAUCUGGACUGUCCUGCUCCGACGUCUAAACUAUAUAAGAGUGGUGAUCUUGUACGAUAUCUGCCCGACAGUACAAUGACGUACAUUGGCAGGAAGGAUACCAUGGCUAAAGUACGUGGACAGAGACUCGAGGUGGAAGAGGUCGAGGCAGUCCUACGAAAAAGCCUUGGUGGCACUAAUCAGGUUGCUGUGGAUGUUAUCACACCUUCUGGAAAGGACCAAGAAGCUGUUUUGGUUGCCUUUUUGUGCCUAACAGGCGACGGGGCGAUUGAUACCAAUGAUAUUGCCAAGCUGAAAGCAUAUCUUGAGACCAAGCUGGCUGAGUCUCUUCCGGAGUACAUGAUCCCGCGUGUAUUCCUGCCAAUGGACAGUUUCCCAUACAAUGCGUCUCGGAAACUGGACCGUAAGGAACUGCGGCAGCAUGGCUCGUCGCUCACUCUCGAGCAGCUUAUCCAGCCGUCUUUGCCCAGUGACGCUGACCAAGAAUCGCAGCAAGAAGAGCUUCUCCACCCAUCAUCUGCUUCGGAAGGGAGUGUCUGUCGAGAAUCUGUGAACCAGUUCCUCACUGCUACCACUACCCCAGAUGAGGGAUCUAAUGUUUCUCUACUUCGUGGUCCAUGGGCCAAGAUACUCUCCGUCAACGCCAAUGAGAUCAGCGAUGAUGACAACUUUUUCCAACACGGAGGCAAUUCACUAAAAGCAAUGGCGCUUGUUGCUGCAGCGAGAUCACUAAGCUUGUCUAUUACAGUUGCAAAAGUGUUCCAAAACCCAACCUUUGCAGCUCUUGCAUCGGCAGGGGCGCUCCUCCCCAAUAAUAAACAAGAAAUCUUCCCACCAUUUUCGCUCUUGGGCGACGAUAAGAAACGACUUUCAAUUCUCUCAGAUGCCACAGCUCAGUGUAGAGUUGAUACUAGUGUCAUACAAGACAUUUUACCUGCGACGCCAUUACAGUCAGGUUUCAUCGCGGGGUCCCAAGAAAAGACAGGAGCGUACAUGGCCCAGUACAGCUUAAAGAUACCCCCUCAGACGUCACCUGAGUUCUUCAAAGAGAUAUGGGACAGAAUAGUAGAGGCGUAUAGUAUUCUGCGAACGCGGCUGAUCUACUCAGAUCUGUAUGGCGUCUUCCAAGUUAUACUCAAGACAAAGCCUGUGUGGGAUACAUCUGAGGAUCAAGCCGGAUAUUUGAUCGAGGAUCGUAACAAAGAGAUGCGGUAUGGCGAUGCGCUAUGUAGACUGGCCAUUAUUCAGUCUAAAACGAUAGGCGGAAGUGCCUCUAGCAUCGUCAUAACGAUGCACCACGCGCUCUAUGACAGACACACUCUGGAUAAACUUCUCAGUGCCGCGAAUUCGCUUCUGCACGGUCGAACGAUAACUCCAGCGGCUCCUCUUGCUCCGUUUCUCAAGUAUCUUUCUACACAAGAUGAAUCGGCACCUAAGGAAUACUGGGAGAAGUACUUGCGUGAUGUUUCGACAGUGCAGUUUCCUUGGCUCCCAUCCGCAAAGUACCUCCCCAAGGCAGACUCGACGUUUCAGAUUAGCAUCCGUGUGAAACAAACUCCGUCUGCUGCAAUUACACAAGCAACUAUUGUCCGGGCUGCAUGGGCAUUGCUUAUCAGCCUCUAUACUGGCUCUGAGGAUGUGGUGCAUGGUCUGACUCUCUCUGGGCGUGGUGCUCCAGUAGAGUCGAUUCUUGACAUCGUCGAGCCUACCAUCACCACCGUACCAGUCCGCAUCAAAGUAUCGCGAGAAGAGCAGAUAGCAGACUGGUUACGAAGAUUGCAAAAGGAGUGGUCGGAGAUGAUGGACUAUGAACAAGCUGGUCUCAGCAAGAUUAAGUCAUAUGGAGAAGCAUGCCGCGAUGCUUGCAGCUUCCAAAACCUUCUAGUUAUACAGAGCUCUGAAGAAUCCCCGAAAAACAAGGAUGAAGUACGCUUCGACGAGGUGGCAGAUGAUUUGAAGUACUUUAACGAGUAUGCCCUCAUGGUUGUCUUGACAAUUCAGGCGUCAACGGCCCAUGCCACCUUUAGCUUUGACUCAAAUGUGGUGGAUAGUGAACAAGUCGCAAGGUAUGCCCACCAUCUAGAAUAUCUGAUGGAUGGAAUUGGUGCUGCCUCAGAUGCAGUCGGCACCAAGACGAUUAAAGAGAUAUACCCGGCCAGUCUCAGGGAUAUCGUGGAUCUUGUUUCAUGGAGCGGGAGCGUUCCAAAGCAAGCAAAUGUUCUGCUCCACGAUCUUAUUAAAGACGGCUUUGCGAUAAGCCCUCACAAAAAGGCCAUCGAAGCCUGGGAUGGGGACCUGACGUUUGAAGAACUAGAUCAAAAGUCUACGCAGCUUGCUCAGAGACUGGUGUCGAUGGGAGCCGGGCGUGGUGUGGUUGUCGCGCUUCUCUUUGAAAAGUCCCUCUGGGGUAUUGUUGCGAUUCUGGCCGUUUUACAAUCUGGUUCAGCCCUGUUGUUUCUUGAUCCCGUACACCCGGUGCGACGCCAACAGUCUAUUCUGGAAACAGCCGAUGCGAAGCUAUGUCUUGUAAGUCCAGCAUAUCUUGACCAUGCACAGCAAUUCCAGUUACGCCACGUCCUUAGUGUUGAGCCGAGUCUUUUUGAUAAUUUUGAAUCGUCGCUAGUAGAAAGCGACAUACGUGCGGAUGUUCAGCCAGAUGAUCUGGCUUAUCUUGUCACCACGUCUGGGACAACUGGCGAGCCCAAAGUUAUCCAGCACACACAUGCCUCUCUCGCGUCUGGUCUUUCGAACCAUUCGACUCCUAUGGGCGUUACAUCGUCGACUCGUGCUCUUCAAGUAUCGACGUACACCUUUGACCUAGCAAUCUAUGAGAUUCUGGCGACGCUGAUGAAAGGCGGCUGCGUGUGCGUGCCGCAUGACGACGAACGUCUCAACGACCUUGCCGCCUGUAUCCGGCGCUAUGAGGCAAAUUGGGCGCUCAUCACAGCGUCCUUUGCGCGAAUGCUGCGAGGACAGAGUAUCCCCACCCUGAAAACGUUGAAUCUGUGUGGCGAAUAUGUUCCGCUUGAAGACGAGGAGUAUUGGGCGUCUAGAUUGCACGCUAUGAACUGGUACGGAGCCACCGAAACGCAGGGGUUCACGAUGGGUGAUCUCUCCAACGGUAGUCAGCGGCCGGGUCAGACGGGACGACAAUGCGGAAGCGCCUAUUGGAUUGUGCAUAGUGAGACAGCCGAGCUUUUGCCUAUUGGUGCGAGAGGCGAGAUUGCAUUAUCAGGGCCGGGCCUGGCGUGCGGAUAUGCAAAGGAUACUGCUAAGACGGCGCGUGCUUUCCGGCCUGCUCCAGAGUGGCUGCCGACGGCGUUUGGCGACCGCAGGAUCUAUAUGACUGGUGAUGCAGGGCAUAUUAACUCGAACGGCACGCUGACGGUGCUGGGGCGUCUCGAUACGCAAAUCAAGCUCAACGGAAAGCGGAUAGAAGUGGGGGAGAUUGAAGCAAACAUCAAAGUAGCAGGGCUGGGGCCUGCUGAAGAUGUUGCAGUCGACCUAGUUGAUAUGCAGAGUACUGUCAGUCCCACGCUAGUGGCAUUUCUUGCAUGUGGCACAGCCAUUGAUUAUGUUAAUGGCACAAGCUCAAUUGCGUCUUCGUUUGAGACAGUGGAUGACAGGAUGAGUAUGCUGGUGGAAAAGAUCCGCUCCUCUCUGGUUCAGAUGUUACCCGGAUAUAUGAUUCCGCGUGUCUACAUAUCGCUGGAUACACUUCCCAUCACGUCCAAUGGGAAGCUUGAUAGAGCAAGACUUAAGGAGUAUGCUCGAAGUAUUUCCACAGAUGAGCUAUUCAAGUAUACCUCUGGUGGAAAGAAGAGCAGAGUGCUUGCAUCACCACCGCCGCCAUCUGCUACGGCGUCUCUCUUGCGUGGUCCUUGGGCCAAGGUUCUGGGUCUUGAUGCUGACGCCGUGAGUGACGAUGACGACUUUUUCGAGCAUGGUGGCGACUCGCUGAAGGCAAUUGCACUUGUUACUCGGGCACGAAUGGCAGGCUUGUCUAUUACGCUUGCCAAGGUGUUGCGCAAUCGAACCUUUGGAGCGCUCGCGUCUGCCGGAAUUGUGAUUUCGAAUGGUCAUUAAACCACUAUUCAAUUUUUGAGUUUACCAGUCUAUGCUGUGGUGUAUCUCUAAGAGGGAUAGUAAGUAAGGAGAUACGUAAGUAGAGUUUGUGUUGUGGGGUUGGUAAGUUGGAGAUGGAGAGUUGGAAGAGGAUCAAUUGGGUUUGGCAUUGGUGGAGAGAAACAUGUGGGUAGUUGGCAGCCGGCAGCUGGCAACUGGCAGAGAUGAUGGGUUUGGAGUCGUAGUCAGCAGCAGUACGUACCGCAGUCAGACUCUGCAGCCAGAAAUAUACAAAAAGGAAAGGAAACUUAAAAAUCCGGAGAGACACGGAAG